AUGGAGACGAUAGUGGCGCGACAAACCCCAGAGCUCCGAGCCUCCCUAGCUGAAAUCCACGCCAGACUGGUGAAGGAGACCAACCAACCCGACAGGGAGCUGUUCUAUACCCCUAUUCACGUCUCAAGCGCCAAAAAUCCGUCCAUCACCCUCCGGCCUCUCUACAGAGGACCAAGAAAAGUUACAGCUCCAGAAAGGACUUGCGAGCUAGCGGACGGAAAAGUACUAAUUUCGAUCCUUAUUGGGGAGAAGACGGCGAUACCAGACGUUAACCCGAUUGCGAACAUCAAGGUAGAGGCUGUCUUCGAGUCAAACUCCAAUUCCAGCCUCUGCCGGGUGACUAUGCCUGUGGCGGUGUGGGACAUGCUGAAGCGGAGCGAGGCAUACAGUUUCGUCGCCUAUGCUGAGUCCCACAACCUCCUCCUAGACCAGCCAGGCCCCUCAAGUGUUCUGGAAAGUAGGGCGGGUAAUGUGCAGCUUCCUGCAAAGGAGAAGUGA
Aspergillus campestris IBT 28561 is the source of this 498-nucleotide messenger RNA. RefSeq lists its product as uncharacterized. The transcript is spliced from 3 exons. The record is from RefSeq and is a predicted model, not a curated record. Bases 1 to 498 code for a protein of 165 amino acids. Lineage: Eukaryota; Fungi; Ascomycota; Eurotiomycetes; Eurotiales; Aspergillaceae.